Ostrea edulis (European flat oyster) is the source of this 853-nucleotide messenger RNA. RefSeq lists its product as uncharacterized. Bases 22 to 600 code for a protein of 192 amino acids. The transcript has 5 exons. The record is from RefSeq and is a predicted model, not a curated record. Lineage: Eukaryota; Metazoa; Mollusca; Bivalvia; Ostreida; Ostreidae.
CGUAACUCUGUGGCACAGGUCAUGCGUGCUUAUUAUGGCCCAGAGGUGUCAGAGACAGCUAGGUUCUUCAGUUUGGUGAACCGAUUUUUUGAUUGCCUGAAUGUGCUGUCAUUGAGGGAGUCUGUGUUCCAGAGAAAACCAGAUGUAGCACCCUACACUUCACAAAAUGACCCAAGAUUUCAGUUCCUCGAGGAUGAAGUCUUAGAAUAUUUCAAUCAGUGGCUCAUUUCUGUGAGGUCCCGACCAGGCUAUAAGAAGACGGAGCAGAACAAAAUGUUCAUUUCGUAUCAAACUCAUGAGGGCAUUAUCAUGACAGUGAAAUCCUUCAUUGAGGCAACAAGAUACCUGUUUCAACAGGGGGUGCCAUAUGUUUUGAGCAAUGUCUUCUGUCAGGACCCACUUGAAGAGCACUUUGGUCGCCACAGAGGAUUGGGUACUCGUCAUGACAACCCAACAGUUCACCAGUUCGGUUACCAAGAAAACCAACUUCGAAUUCAGAGGAGCUUAGCCUUCAACUUUGUGCCCAAAGGAAACACUGCAGGAAGGGCAGGAGAAAAAAGACCCAUUGUCAUAACAAACAGUCCCUUAAAACAUAACUAAAAGAAGCUUACUUAACAAAGUUGUAUAUAUAUCCAAUUCUGUAUUUGAAAAUCAAUGUUAAUUAUGUCUCCCCUCUUCUGGGGGAAGAUAUUGUUUUUGUACUUUCUGUCCGUCUGUCUGAAAAUCUUGAAAAUGCUUCUCCUCCUGUAUGACUUGUUAGAUACACUUGAAAAUCUGUACAAUGCUUCAUUGUCAUUUGUAGAUGUGCACAUUGUCGGAAAAUGAGGAUCCAAUCAUUUUCGAAAAAGUUAUG